AUGUGGACUGGAUUACGGCGCUUUGCCGCCGCCGCUAACGGCCCUGCUUGCGUCGCCCUACCUACGGCCGCACUGCCUCCGGCCGACCACUCCUGCUUUUGGACCUUCCCCACCAAAUCUCAACCGCAGGGCUACGCCUCCGUGACCCCCCUGGCGCUGACCCCCGGCCACGCCUGCCUGCUGGGAUCCAUCGCGUCAUGCGCGCCACGCCUGGUCAGCCUGAGUGUGUCCGGCAAGGUGGAGCUGCCGGGUCCCACCCUGGCCGCCCUGCUGGGGGGCCCGCUGUCGGGGCUGCGCGCUCUGGCGCUGGACGUCCACUUCUGCGGCUGCGGCAGCGGAGCCCUGGACGGCCUGCGGGGCAUGACAGACCUGGAGGCGCUGGUCCUGCGCCACCGCGGUGCCGGCAAGGUGCCGCUGUCCCUGGCGCAGCUACCGCCCUCCCUCACCAGCCUGGCCCUCAAGAAGGCGCUGCUCACGCUGGAGGACGACGGGGCAGACGCGCGCUGGCAGCAGCAGCAGCGGCGGGGGGCGGCCGCAGCGGAUGGGGCGCAGGGGCAGGCACAGGAGGGGCCGUCAGAGCAAGGGGAGGCCACUCUGGGCGCGACGGGCCGCCCGCCAGCGACUGCAGAGCCUGUCAGCAGCAGCAGCAGCGGCAGCAGCGGCGGCGAAGGAGGCGGCGGCGCCGCCCACGCGGCCGCGCUCCCGCCCCGCCCGCCGUCGCGGCAAGGCGGAGGCCCCGCGCCGCGCCCGGCGCCGGUUGCGCUAGCACCGCCGCGCGGCGGGGACGAUGGCGGCGCCGCUGCCGGCCCGAGCCACGCUGUGACGUCGCCCCAAUUUGUGAGGGCCGUGGCGCUGGGCAACAUUUCGACACCAGACAUGGCACGCCUCGCGGCGCCGAACCCAGCCUUCAGCGGUGGCGCCCGCGGCAGCGGCGGCGUGAUCAGCGGCCGCGCUGCGGCCGGCGGCGCCUCCCCGCGUGGCAGCCAGGCCGUGGCUGGCCCGGCUAGCACGAGCGGCUGCGGUGUUGGCGACGGGGUUGGGGACAAGCGUGGGCAGCCUGCCGCCGAGGAGCUGGCUCCCUGUUUGGCCCGCCUGCGCGCUCUGUUCCUGCACACGUGCCUGACACAGGCGUGCGUGGCGGGCUGCGUGGCGGGCGUGUCGUCACAGCUGACGCAGCUGGCGGUGGUGGGGCCCGACGUGGGGGCUGGGGAGGAGCAGGAGGCGUGGCUGGCUGAGGUGGCGGCGGGGCGGCUGCGCGGCGUGCAGCGCUGCGGCGCCGGCAGCGGCUGA
Messenger RNA from Monoraphidium neglectum, 1290 nucleotides. RefSeq lists its product as hypothetical. The coding region runs from base 1 to 1290 and encodes 429 amino acids. The record is from RefSeq and is a predicted model, not a curated record. The transcript has 3 exons. NCBI's taxonomy places the organism in Eukaryota, Viridiplantae, Chlorophyta, Chlorophyceae, Sphaeropleales, Selenastraceae.